Messenger RNA from Colletotrichum abscissum, 4956 nucleotides. RefSeq lists its product as uncharacterized. Bases 1 to 4956 code for a protein of 1651 amino acids. The transcript is spliced from 2 exons. The record is from RefSeq and is a predicted model, not a curated record. NCBI's taxonomy places the organism in Eukaryota, Fungi, Ascomycota, Sordariomycetes, Glomerellales, Glomerellaceae.
AUGACCCCUCAGUCUGGCCCAGUCACUAUCACUUCUCUUGCUUCUACGACUGGUCUGACAACCGUUUCUCCCGGUCCCAAUGGUGGUCCUCCGACGGUGGUUACUUUUGUCACUACGCCGCUGUCUCCAGUGACCAUCACAUCAGUCGCGUCGACAACUGGGCUCACAACCAUUCCUCCCGGUCCCAAUGGAGGUUCUCCGACGGUGGUCACCUUUGCGACCCCUCAGUCUGGCCCAGUCACGAUCACGUCGCUUGCUUCUACGACUGGUUUGACAACCAUCCCCCCUGGUCCCAACGGAGAUUCUCCUACUGUCGUCACGUUCGUCACUUCGCUUCUCAACUCCCAAAAGACAGUAACAAUCACCUCUACCGCCCUCACUACUGGGUUGGUGACUCUGCCCCCGGGGCCUAAAGGAGGCCCUCUUACUGUUGUCACUUUCGCUCCAGAACCCCCGGGAACGGUGACCAUAACAUCUUUCGCAUCUACCACUGGCCUGAGCACUCUUCAAUCCGGUCCUGAUGGUGGCCCGCCGACUGUGAUUACCUUUGUUACCACACCUUUACCUCUAGUGACGAUAACCUCACAAGCAUCCACAACGGGGUUGACAACUCUUCUUCCGGGGCCUAACGGCGGUCCACCAACUGUCGUUACCUUUGCAACGGGGCCUCCUCCAAUUACUGUUACGUCUACUGCAUCUACUACUAGCCUCACAGCGCUUCCGUUAGGGCCCAACGGGGGACCUGCUACGAUAGUUACCUUCGUUACCGGUCCGCCGGCAGCCAAGCUUCCUGUCACCUUGACAUCUACCGCAAGCACUACCGGUCUCACUACUAUUCCACCUGGACCAAAUGGCGGAGCCCCUAUAAUUGUCACAUUCGUGACGGGGCCUCAGCCUAUCACGUUGACCUCGACCGGCAGCGCGACCGGUCUUACGACGCUUUAUCCGGGCCCAGACGGCGGUCCCACGACCGUCAUCACCUUUGCGACCGGUCCUCUUCCAGUCACCUUGACAUCAUUUGGAAGCACAACUGGGCUGAGAACAUACCCUCCGGGGCCGGGUGGAGGCCCUCCUACCGUUGUUACCUAUGCUACAACAACCGCGCCUGUGCUAGUUACAAUUACGUCUACGGCUAGCACUACUGGGCUAACAACUCUUCCUGCUGGUCCAAACGGCGGCCCACCAACGGUGGUGACGUUUGCGACUGGUCCUCUUCCAGCCACCUUGACCUCAUUCGGAAGCACAACCGGAUUGACUACGCUACCUCCAGGCCCCAGUGGAGGCCCUCCCACAGUUGUUACUUUCGCUACAACUACCGCACCCAUUCCAGUUACAGUCACUUUCACUGCGAGUACUACAGGUCUCACAACUCUUCCUUCACGUCCCAACGGCGGUCCGCCAACAGUAGUGACGUUUAUUACUGGCCCGCCUCCGGUUACCCUCACAUCUUUCGGAAGCACAACUGGGUUGACUACAUCCCCCCCGGGUCCAAACGGCGGUCCUCCUACUGUUGUCACCUUUGCUUCAAGCACUGCGCCUAUUCCAAUUACAAUCACCUCAACCGCGAGUACUACUGGCCUCAUCACUAUUCCUGCGGGUCCGAACGGCGGCCCGCCCACCGUUAUUACCUUCACCACCCUACCGCAGCUCACCGCGGUCACUCUAACUUCAACCGCAAGCACCACAGGGCUGACGACUGUUCCUCCUGGUCCUAAUGGCGGACCGCCGACCGUCAUCACCUUCGCCACGGGCCCAGCGCCCGUGACGCUUACUUCUAUGGCCACCACAACUGGCUUGACUACGAUUCCUGGUGGUCCUGGGGGCCCUGAUACAGUUAUCACGUUCAUCACCAGCCCGCAACCAAUCACCAUCACGUCUACCGCCACCACUACUGGUCUCACAACAUUGUCGCCGGGUCCAAAUGGUGGGCCGCCGACGGUUGUCACUUUCGCUACAGGCCCGGCACCAGUGACUAUCACAUCGACUGCUAGUACGACGGGCUUGACUACUAUACCUGGAGGACCGGGCGGCCCCAACACAGUCAUCACCUAUGUGGCGAGUCUUCCACCGGUCACGGUCACGUCUACCGCAACUACCACCGGCCUAACGACUGUGCCCGGGGGUCCUGGGGGUCCACCUACCGUUAUCACCUUUGUUACCGGACCCUCUCCUAUCACCGUGACUUCAAUAGCGACGACGACUGGUCUAAUAACGCUGUCGCCGGGCCCUAACGGUGGACCAAGUACAGUAGUGACUUUUGUCACUGGCAUUCUCCCUGUAACAGUAACUUCAACGGCAUCUACGACAGGUCUAACAACUAUCCCGCCUGGUCUAAAUGGAGGCCCUACUACGGUAGUCACGUUCGUGACAAGACCGGCCCCCGUCACUUUCACAUCUACUACCUCUACGACAGGCCUGACAACUCUUCCCAUUGGCCCAGUCACUAUUACCUCAACAGGCAGCACUACAGGGUUGACAACCAUUUCUCCCGGAACGGCCGGCGGACCUCCUACUGUGAUCACGUUCGUGCCUCGUAUCGGGGUCGUCCGUACUCUGACAUCUACCGCCAGUCAGACCGGAGUCACCACUCUGCCUCAAACGGAUCCUGCUGGAACGACAACUGUGGUUACUUUCGUUCCGCAAGCCACAGAGCUUUCAGCCACAGGGCUUUUGACAACCUUAACUUCGACUGGCGCGCAAACAGGCGUCACUACUUUGCCUCAAACAGAUCCUGCUGGAACGACGACUGUGGUUACUUUCGUUCCGCCAGCCACAGGGCUUUUGACAACCUUAACUUCGACUGGUGCGCAAACAGGCGUCACUACUUUGCCUCAAACAGAUCCUGCUGGAACGACGACUGUGGUUACUUUCGUCCCGCCAGCAACAGGAUUCCUGACGACGCUAGUAUCGACAGGUACGCAGACGGGUGUUACUACCUUACCUCAGACCAACCCAACUGGCACGACUACGAUAGUCAGCUUUAACCCUCCAGCCAUUGGACUCCUCACGACAGUUGUGUCAACAGGCACGCAGACGGGAGUGACUACACUUCCCCAGCCCGACCCAACGGGCGUCACUACGGUCAUUAGCUUUGUACCUUCAGCCACCGGCUUUAUUACCACGGUAGUUUCAACGGCCACUCAAAUAGGCGUGACAACCCUACCUCAGCCUGAUCCAACUGGAAUUACCACAGUCGUCAGUUUCGUACCUCCAGCCACAGGCUUACUCACCACGCUGGUCUCUACCGCGACUCAGAUAGGAGUGACUACGCUGCCUCAACCCGAUCCAACGGGCGUCACUACGGUCAUUAGCUUUGUACCUCCAGCCACCGGCUUUAUUACAACGGUGGUUUCAACGGCCACUGAGACAGGCGUGACAACCUUACCACAGACUGAUCCAACCGGAAUUACUACAGUCGUUAGCUUCGUUCCUCCAGCCACAGGCUUUAUUACCACAGUCGUUUCAUCUGCAACUCAGUCCGGCGUCACGACCCUACCUCAAACCGACCCAACCGGAAUUACCACUGUUGUCACUUUUGUGCCACUUACCGGUGGCAUUACAACAGUUGUAUCAACGGCAACUCAGACGGGUAUCACGACGCUUCCCCAACCCGAUCUAACGGGUAUUACGACAGUUGUUAGCUUCGUUCCUCCAGCCACCGGUUUCAUCACCACAGUCAUUUCAUCGGCAGCUCAGACGGGAGUUACUACAUUGCCUCAGACCGACCCAACUGGUACUACCACAGUUGUCAGCUUUGUGCCACUGACCGGUGCCUUUACAACGCUUAUAUCAACGGCAACCGAAACGGGUGUGAUCACUCUCCCACAGACUGACCCAGCUGGCAUCACCACAGUUCUCAGCUUCGUGCCUCCCAUCACCGGUGCCUUAACAACGGUUGUCUCUUCCGCAACUCAGUCUGGUGUCACAACCCUACCACAGACAGAUCCUGCGGGUACGACUACCGUCGUCACAUUUGUUCCCAUCACUGGCGCUCUCACAACGGUUGUGUCUUCAGCUACCCAAACGGGCGUCACAACUUUACCCCAAACCGAUCCCGCCGGCACUACAACUGUCGUUUCAUUUGUUCCCAUAACCGGUGCCAUCACAACUGUGGUCUCUUCCGCUACCCAAACGGGUGUUACGACCUUGCCUCAAAUCGAUCCUGCUGGCACGACUACCGUCGUCACAUUUGUUCCCAUCACCGGCGCCCUGACAACCGUAACUUCAACAGCAUCCCAAACUGGCAUAACAACCCUUCCUCAGACCAACCCAGCUGGCACGACCACUAUUGUCACUUAUGUGACGCCGAGCCCGAGCUGCACCCCUGGAUUGCUAUGGGCGUACUAUGGCUUGUCACAAGCUCCGACCGACACCGCCAGUCAGGCGGGCAAGAUCCCGUUCCAGAAUUCAGACGCAACCUCACAAGCAAACUGGAAGACAACUUACUUCAAUAUUCAAACCGUACUCAGCGGACAGAGUCCCAAUAAUAGGGGCUUAACGACCACAGUUGGUCUGUCAUCGUCUUGUGGCACCUCGACCCGAAAUGUUUAUGGUACUACUGUAUCAGAAUCCAACUACAUCAUCGUGCAGCAUAUUGGCUAUUUUCAUCCUGCUACAUCCGGAACCUACACUUUCAGCUUCAGCGGUGUGGACGAUAGCGUCUAUCUCUGGCUGGGCAGCAGCGUCGCCAAAAGUGGCUACAGUAAUUCAAAUUAUAACAAAAAUGUCAAUUACUACGACACAAGCAGUUCGGGUACUUUUACAUUUACUGCGACUGCUGGUCAAUACUAUCCGAUUCGUAUCUUGUUCGUCAACGCGCAGAACUGUGGCUUGUUCAAUUUCUCGCUCACGAAUCCCGCCGGCAGCGUUGUCGUUUCAAACUCCCAGUCUGUCGUUGGAGACCAGCUUGUGAGCAGCUGCCCGAACAAUGCAGACGCCGCUCCCUUUAGUUUCUAG